This is a messenger RNA of Macrosiphum euphorbiae (potato aphid), 297 nucleotides long. The record is from the annotation of a GenBank genome assembly. Lineage: Eukaryota; Metazoa; Arthropoda; Insecta; Hemiptera; Aphididae.
AUGAAUACCAAGAUCCUUAUAGACGCAAACACGAUCAAGAAUAGUGCCAUUAAAAGAAUAGUUAUGGUGAAUAGAAGACUGCUUUCUAGAAAAAGACAUAACAGGACAUUAGUUUGUAUUAAGGCUAAGACCAAUACUGCGUGCCCAAUUGGCAAAAAUAUUGAGGUCAGACAUUUAUUAGGACCAUACAUUUUAAGGAAAAUUGUUAUGUCAUCUGCAAAUAGAAGAAGUUUAGCCUUUGUUAUCUACUUAGUAAUUGAGUUAACAAAUAAAAUAAACAGAAGUGGACUAAGCUAA